GUAUACACCGCGUUAUAUGAUGGCUCAAACUAAGUUCGAUGUUUCAGAAUCAGUGAAGGUAGUGGUGAGAUGUAGACCACUAAAUGAAAAGGAGGCUUCGGAUGGUCACAAAAAGUGUGUGUUUGUCGAUUGUUCGAAUGGGACUAUCGAAGUUCGUAAUCCAGUUGCCAAACUGAAUGAUGAUCCAAAAAGAUUCAGUUUUGACGCUGUUUACGAUGAAAGUUCGAAACAAAGAGAUUUAUACGAUGAAACUUUUCGGGACCUAAUUAACAGUGUUCUAGAUGGCUUCAACGGAACCAUAUUUGCUUACGGACAAACCGGAACGGGAAAAACCUUCACUAUUCAGGGCCUUCAGGAUGACCCGGAAUUACGAGGUGUAAUGCCAAACUCAUUCGUUCAUAUAUUUGACCAUAUAUCGAAGUCUAUGGAUGCUCAAUAUCUUGUACGAGCGAGUUACUUAGAAAUUUACAAAGAAGAGAUUCGCGAUCUGCUUCGCAGAGACCAAUCAAAGCACUUAGAAAUCAGAGAAAAACCAGACAGUGGAAUAUUUGUAAAGGACUUGUCCUCUGUUCUUACCAAAAGUAUAGAUGAAAUCCAGAAGGUUAUGAAGAUUGGAUAUCAAAAUCGUGCAGUUGGAGCCACUAAUAUGAAUGAACACAGUUCGCGAUCUCAUGCUAUUUUUAUUGUAACUGUUGAGAGUUGCAAGACUGGGGCAGAUGGAGAAAAACAUAUACGAGUUGGCAAGUUAAACCUCGUCGAUUUGGCAGGUAGUGAACGCCAGUCCAAAACACUAUCAGAGGGAGAACGCUUGAAAGAAGCCACUAAAAUCAAUUUAAGUCUUUCCACCUUGGGAAACGUGAUAUCUGCACUGGUGGAUGGCAAAAGUACACACAUACCCUAUCGGGACUCAAAACUCACUCGUUUACUCCAAGAUUCUUUGGGGGGUAAUUCAAAAACUAUCAUGAUUGCAAAUAUUGGACCGGCGACCUACAACUAUGAAGAGACCAUAAAUACACUAAGAUACGCUAACCGUGCUAAAAAUAUUAGAAACAAACCAAAAAUAAAUGAAGAUCCAAAAGAUGCCUUGCUGAGAGAAUACCAAGAAGAAAUCAAUAGGCUUAAAUCACUACUGAGAAACUGUGUCGCUGCCAUUCCAAAACAAUCUCAAAAAAAGAACGGAAAGCAGAGAUCUCAACAAAAACAUAUAUUGUCGGAUGGCUCUGAAGCUAACAGCGAUAGAGAAGAUGAUGCAACAAGCAUAGAAAACUAUAUGAAGGAACAGCAAGAAAAACUAUUGGCUGAAAAGAAUGAAGUCUUAAACGACAAUUCACUUGUUGCAGAAGAAAAAUCUCGUAUGUUGAAUGACCUUAAGAUAAAAGAAAUAAAACUUCAGGAAGAACAAACAAAAACGCAACAGUUAGAGUCCAAAUUAAGAGCUAUGGAGAGUAAAUUACUUCGAGGUGAUCAAUCAAUCGUUGAACACACUCGCAUGCAAGAAGUAACUUUAGCUCAACAACGGACACAAAUGGCUGAGCAAAAGCGUCGUGAGCGUGAAAUAGUAGCUCGUAUGGAAGAAGAAGAAGGGAGUAUGGCUAAUUUACAAGAAGGUUUCACAUCAUUAAAACAAGAAGUAGAAGUAAACACUAGAAAGUUAAAAAAAUUAUUUGAAAAAUUACAAGAAAUUAAACAGAAGACAUCUGAUAUACAAGAAGAACAUACUGUAGAACGUCAAGAACACGAAAAAAUUCAAGAUCAACUAACACGUGAAAUUAAAUUACAGUUGUUAAUUCUGGAAAACUUCAUACCAAUAGAAGAAAAAGAGAAAUUAGAAAAACGAAUUUAUUUUAAUGAAGAAACUGAAAGAUGGCAACUGAAACCACUUUUUCAGUCUAGUGAUGAUGGUACAAACCUAAAUAUUCCAUCCUGAUUCGAAGAUCGUAACGUGAUGCUGCAAUGUUAAUAAUGAUCUGGUAAAAUUUUAUGAAAAUAACUCACUUCGUUCGGUUUUUCUCUAUCCGUAAUGAAAGAUUUACCCUCUGGUACAAAACACUGUAGAUAACACAAUACAGUUUAUGCAUUAACACUAGACUGGAAAAUACUGCUGGAAAAACGAGACCACAAUAUUAGAUAGGAGAUAAUCAAACCACUAGACUAAAUCCAGCUGUACACAGAUAGAUAACUGAGAAUGAGAUUAUGGACACAGAAUAACUGUUUAUUAACGCAGUACAGAGUACAGCACAGUGAAAUCAAUAAUGGUAAGGAGUUUAUUAUAACAUAUAGUGCCUUAUACAUCUGUCUUCGCCUACUGGUCAUUCACACCUUACUUUCACC
Schistosoma guineensis is the source of this 2331-nucleotide messenger RNA. Lineage: Eukaryota; Metazoa; Platyhelminthes; Trematoda; Strigeidida; Schistosomatidae. The record is from the annotation of a GenBank genome assembly.